CGCCUUCACUUUUGGCGGAGACAUUUCCGAAGCGAGUCUCUCCAAGAUGGCGGCAUGGGGAAGGAGGCGCACAGGCCCCGGCAGCUCCAGCGGAGGCGGCGCCGGCGCGAGGGAGAGUGUCCCCUUCUGGGUAACAUCUGUGUGACUUUGGCUGCCAGGAAUGUGUUUUGGAUGCAGAACAGAUCUAGUGUUCAUCAACUAACCACAGAAUUUGUGCAGCUUUCAUGGGUCACCUUGUCUGCCACGGACUGUUACAUUGUUCACGAAAUCUACAAUGGCGAUAAUGCUCAGGACCAGUUUGAAUACGAGCUGGAACAGGCCUUGGAGGCUCAGUACAAAUACAUUGUGAUUGAGCCCACGCGCAUUGGGGACGAGACGGCUCGCUGGAUCACUGUUGGGAACUGCCUGCACAAGACAGCCGUGCUAGCAGGCACAGCCUGCCUCUUCACCCCCCUGGCUGUUCCCGUAGAUUAUUCCCAUUACAUCUCUUUGCCUGCUGGCGUCCUCAGCAUAGCCUGCUGCACCCUCUAUGGGAUCUCUUGGCAAUUCGACCCGUGCUGCAAGUACCAAGUGGAGUAUAAUGCCUAUAAACUCUCUCGCCUGCCCCUGCAUACACUCACCUCCUCCACUCCCGUGGUUCUGGUGAGGAAGGACGACCUGCACAGAAAGAGACUGCAUAACACGAUAGCACUCGCUGCCCUGGUGUACUGUGUAAAGAAGAUUUAUGAACUUUACGCCGUAUGAUUGCGGCAGAGGAAGGAGAAAUCCGCAAAGACAAAAAAAAGUGUAUUAAGACUCCCACAGUGACAUUCAACUUUUCUUCUUGAAGUGGUGCCUGGGAAGCAGCUUGGUUUAUCCAUAUAUAUUUUUUUGUUAUUUUUAGAACAAAAAUAACGUCACUGGGUGCAUCAAGGGAAUUUUCAGUUUUCUUACCCCUCUGACAUGGAUCUGCAGUGAAAAGGAACACUGUGGGAGCUGAAGUCAAUAAUGGAAUGUCAAUGAACGGAAAGAUACCUAAGAGGGAGUGUGGGUUUUUUGUCCCCCCCCCCCAAGAAACCUUUAAGUAUAUUGUUUAAUUGUAUUCUACAGAACCAGCUCAAAGUUAUCACUGACCAUUCAUUAAAGGAUGAGAAUUUCAA
Lacerta agilis (Sand lizard) is the source of this 1139-nucleotide messenger RNA. RefSeq names its product transmembrane protein 11 (gene TMEM11). Bases 55 to 744 code for a protein of 229 amino acids. Lineage: Eukaryota; Metazoa; Chordata; Lepidosauria; Squamata; Lacertidae. The record is from RefSeq and is a predicted model, not a curated record. Gene Ontology annotation, biological process: inner mitochondrial membrane organization. Gene Ontology annotation, cellular component: mitochondrial inner membrane. The transcript has 3 exons.